AUGUCUGAUUCGGAGUACACCCCAGCCAAAGUUUGGCAAUGGAAUAGCGAAAGCGGUGGCAAAUUCGCCAACAUCAAUCGACCCGUUGCCGGCCCGACCCACGAGAAAGAUCUACCGGUCGGUAAGCACCCGUUGCAACUUUACUCGUUGGCCACGCCCAACGGUGUGAAGGCAACGGUGAUGCUCGAGGAGCUGUUAGCCCUGGGCGAGCCAGGGGCAGAGUACGACGCCCACUUGAUUCGAAUCACUGAAGGCGAUCAAUUUUCAAGCGGCUUCGUUGACGUUAACCCCAAUUCUAAAAUUCCGGCACUGCUUGACUGUACUACUUCGCCGGAGACUCGCGUGUUUGAGUCGGGGUCGAUUUUGCUUUACCUAGCCGAAAAAUUCGCUGCCCUGGUUCCGACCGAAUCGGCGGCUCGUGCGGAAUGUCUGUCCUGGUUGUUCUGGCAAAUGGGCAGUGCGCCAUAUCUUGGCGGCGGCUUUGGUCAUUUCUACGCCUAUGCGCCAAUGAAGAUCGAGUAUUGCAUCGAUCGGUUCGCGAUGGAGGCCAAGCGACAGUUGGACGUACUCGAUAGAAACCUGGCAGGACGGCGCUUCCUUGCUGGCGAUAAAUACACCAUAGCCGACAUUGCUACGUUUCCGUGGUAUGGCAAGUUGGUGAUCGGCGAAUUGUACGAAGCACAAGAGUUUCUCGACGUCUCUUCUUACCAACACGUCGCCCGCUGGGCUCAGGAAAUUGACGCACGGCCAGCGGUGCAGCGUGGUAUGCGAGUAAACCGAGUCUGGGGUCCUGAGGAAGCGCAGCUAGCCGAACGGCACGAUGCGGCUGACCUCGACUAA
Molecule: messenger RNA, 840 nt
Organism: Nerophis lumbriciformis (worm pipefish)
Lineage: Eukaryota; Metazoa; Chordata; Actinopteri; Syngnathiformes; Syngnathidae
Source: RefSeq, a predicted model, not a curated record